AUGACCGAACCCACGCGCCGUCAGACUGUCCCCUUGACCUGCCAUGGCCACUCGCGGCCUGUCACCCACUUGAGCUUCUCACCGCUCGAAAAGGAAGAUUCCUACUACAUGAUCUCUUCCUGCAAAGAUGGUAACCCAAUGCUCCGCGACGGUCAAACUGGUGAUUGGAUUGGCACAUUUCUAGGACACAAGGGAGCUACAUGGCAGGCGAGGCUUAGCCCUGAUGCGUCGACCGCUGCGACCUCUUCUGCCGACUUUAGCGCCAAGAUUUGGGACACCCACACUGGCGAACUGCUCUUUGUCCUCCAGCACGCCCAUAUUGUCCGCGCCAUUGCCUAUCCUUACGAUAACUCCGGGCUGCUGGCAACUGGUGGAUACGAGAAGAAGCUUCGCAUCUUUGACCUGGCGGAUCAAAGGCCCGCUACUUCCCCAUCAGGCACCACUCCCGAACCAGUCACGAUUGAUGCAUCCAAGGCCUUCGAGAUUGGUGAAGGGAUACACAAAGACAUCAUCAAGUUUAUCGUUUGGGCUCGUGACCCCAACGUAAUCAUUACUGCGUCUGGCGAUACCCUCCGCUGGUUUGAUCUCCCCUCUCGUCGCUGUGUACGGGAGGCGAAGCUGGAGGGCGAGAUCAAGUCUUGCGAGCUGGUUUCCCUUGCGCCUUCGCACAGCGCCCCCACCGACAUCGGCGGCGGCCUCCCUGUGCUUGCGGUAGCUGCGGGCAAGACUGCCUACUUUUGGGGUGGGAGUCGGGCUGAAGACGAGCUCAAGAGGAUUACACUCCCACAUGGCAUUGCCAGUGUUGGGCUGGACCUGAAGGGCAGGAAGUUUGUUGUUGGCGAGGAGCCGGGUACUUGGGCUCGCGUCUAUACCUGGGAUGAGGGCAAGGAGAUCGAUGUACACAAGGGCCACCACGGCCCUAUCUGGUCCAUUGCAUUUUCUCCCGACGGCAAUCUGUACGCAACAGGGUCUGAGGAUGGCACGAUCAAGAUGUGGAAGAAUUGCGACGGCUAUUACGGGCUCUGGCCGAAGGAGCACUCUUCCACACAGACGGCGAGUGUACUGAAGGAUAUCACUAACCACGGCGUUACUUCGGCUGAUGUUCCUGAUCUCCUCAGCUUUGCGGUUCCGGGCACAUCGGCCGCGAAUCCUCACUCUGAUCUUCUGCUCAGCUAUUCGCCAAACAAGUACGAUAAGCCCCUGUCACCAGUCCGUCUGAGGCACUACGCCAAUAAGGCAUCUCCUCUCAGGUUUGAGAUUGAUGUCGAGUCGCCCUCUGAUACCAAUUCCGACCUUUUGCUCAGCUAUUCGCCGAAUAACUCCUGGAUUGGCGAGGUCUUCUGA
Sordaria macrospora k-hell is the source of this 1344-nucleotide messenger RNA. The record is from RefSeq and is a predicted model, not a curated record. NCBI's taxonomy places the organism in Eukaryota, Fungi, Ascomycota, Sordariomycetes, Sordariales, Sordariaceae.